AUGGAUUUGGCAGCCACGCGUCGCACUACAGAAACAGGACGCAAACGCCAUGGUCCACACUUCACUGUUAUCAUCAUUGGUGAAGUAUUCAACAAUUCAACCCAUCCACUCUAUCCUGUCUCACCUUCCCAAAAACUCCCAUUUGCCUUAUUACCUAUAUGCAAUACUCCUAUUAUUGAUUAUAUCCUUGAAAAUCUCGUAGAGAAUGGCGUGGAUGAAGUCUGUAUUCUACUUAAUAGCGAAUCGGUAGAACCGGUGCGGGAUCAUUUGCAGAAUAAUCGUACGGCACGUGGUAAGCCGUGGUUGGAGAGUAAAGAUAUGAAAGUAAAGGUUGUGGAAAGUAAGCGAAAUAUGACACGACCAUUUGACGCUACAUCAGAGAUUGUAGAUCAUAAUCUUGUCGCACAGAACUCAUCCUUUCUUUUUGUUCCUAUUGACUCCAUGGCGUUUUUUACAAAUCUUCGUGAUCUCUUUCACAUACAUAAUCAACGUACAAAUGAUCUUAAGAAAUAUGCUGCUACACUACUUUGUACUUCUGUAAGAUCUUUGCUUGAGGAUACAUUACAUGAUCUUUUAUUAGAGAAAAUGAAUGAACGAGAUAAUAAUACUCUUGGAUCACCUUUACUUGAUCGAGACUCACCUGCUACUGCUGGUGUAACUCUUUCCGCAGCAGAAUAUCGUCCACUUGGUGUUUAUGAAAAUCCACCCAAUCAUUUAACUAUGUUUACAUUACAGAAAUCUACAGGAGUGGUGAGAAGUAUGACCCGAGUGGAAUCCCGUGAAGAGUCUCCAGAAGCAAUUUCUAUGGAAUUCAGUAGUCGUGAACCAAUGUCUGUACGAACAGAUCUUGUACCUACAAAUUAUCUCUUUUGCUCUGCUGAAGCAUUACCACUUUUCACAUUUCACAUGAAUGAUCUCCAUGCAUUCUUAGUAGAUCUUCUAGUAAAAGAAGAAUUAUGGGGUAAUGUUUUUGGUAUUGAGGAAGUAACCCCAUCUAUGGGUAUUAUACAACCUAUAAACAGUCUAACAUCAUAUAUUCAAACAAAUAUUGAUGUUUGUUGUCGUCGUUUUUUCCCUCUAACACGUGAAUCCAGUUUUGCAGAAGAUCUCGCCCGAUACGCUGUAUCACCGCAUUGUCAAAGUGUAUAUUUACAUCAAGUGGGGGCAAAGGUACUCUCAAGCAACUGUGAACCUUGUGUAGUUGUUGGCGAACAAGUAGUUAUUCCACCUACAGCAAUAGUUCGAGGAACUAUUUUUGGAAAAGGUGUACGUAUUGGUGAUGGUGCUGUUAUUUCAGGUUGUGUUAUUCUGGAUGGGACAACUAUUGGGUCUGGUUGUGUUCUUCGUCACUCCUUUAUAGGUCAUAAUGUUGUUAUCAGUGAAAAGGCUGAGGUAUCACAUUCUAUUAUUGGUGAUGGUUGUAUUAUUGGUGUAAUACCAAUAAAGACUAGUAGUAGUCGUGCAGGUACUGGUACUGGUACUGGUAGUGCUGGUGGUGCUAGUGGAACUAGUAAUAGUCAUAGUCAUAGUAGUAAUAGUCAUAGGAGAAAUAUCACCAUCAACAGCACCAUUACUACUACUACUACUGCUACACCGAAGGGGAAAACUAAGAAGAAAGCGAAUGAAGAAAAUGUACAGAAAAAUGUACAGGGUGUGGUUAUAGAGGAUCAAGUCAUUAUAGCAUGUAGUAUUGCAGAGACUGAUAAAAACUUGACAGGUCAAGGGGGUUGUGGUAAAGCAGUAAAAGAUCGUUAUGUGAGCACAACUCUACCAACACGUGAGGUAUUUAUACGAGAUACUAUACCACGUGCAACUAGUGAAGCUGCAGAUGAUGAUGAUAGCGAUGAUGAUAAUGAUUCUGCACAGAUGGAAUUAUUUAGAGAUACCAUCCAUUCACUUGUGGAACAGGCACUGAGACAGCCAUCCCGUAUUAAAGACUGUACAUUCCAAAUGAAAAAUACUCGUCUCACCUUUGGUCGUAAUAAUGGAGAUUUAUGCCAGAUUGUAACUGAGAAGUUACUCCUGCAUGCCAUGGAGCGUCAUGGUAAAAGUGGCGAUGUAAAUUUUCUGUUAAAAGCGGUGCGAGAUCUCUUUGCGCAGUGGUGUCGGCCCUUCUACAGUGAUGUGGUGACGGGCAGUGAUGAGAUGCAGGCGACGCUGCAGGCGGUGUGCAUGGCGGUGGGCGACGUGCGCUGCCCCCUCCACAAGUCCGGCCCGCUGCUGCUGGAGUGUCUCUACAACGACUGCGACGACGACUUGUACGAUGAGCGCGGCUUCUGCAUUGUGAGCGGCGAGUCGCUGGUGGAGUUCGGCGCGUACAUCCGGCGGGUCCACCAGCGGCGGGCGGCGGCGUUCGACGCGGAGGACUCCGACGGCAACGAGAGCGACGAGGAGGAGGAGCGGAUGCUGCGCGUGGGGCUCAGCUGCGAGCAGUUCAUCGCCGGCGUGCGGGAGUUCCUCGAGGAGGAGGAGGACGACGAGGAGGAAUAA
Molecule: messenger RNA, 2490 nt
Organism: Trypanosoma theileri
Lineage: Eukaryota; Euglenozoa; Kinetoplastea; Trypanosomatida; Trypanosomatidae
Product: translation initiation factor eIF-2B subunit epsilon
Exons: 1
Coding region: 1-2490 (829 amino acids)
Cellular component (GO): eukaryotic translation initiation factor 2B complex
Molecular function (GO): translation initiation factor binding; translation initiation factor activity; guanyl-nucleotide exchange factor activity
Source: RefSeq, a predicted model, not a curated record